AUGAGCCUCGCCCACUCCUUGUGUGUUUUUGUGCUCUGUGCUUCUCCUGCCAUCAAUGGACAGAGCGACUUGAAGGAAGUAAAGGUAGCAUUCAAUGAUGCCCAAAUACCUGCAGACGCACAUAUCACGUUUGAUCCUAGUGUCUUACUGCAAGUCAACUUUCCUGCCCACGACGGAUCGAACGGAACGGUCCUAGAGACUCCCGGGACACAGCUGUCUGUCGCAGCGGUUGCCCCGUUUCCCUCUUUCGCGUUGAAGGGGAACCAUCUCACCACGAGCGGCCAGUUUGUGAUCAUGAUGUUCGACCUUGAUGCGCCCAUCCCAGAGCUGUCCCUUGUGUCUCCGUACCGGCACUUCCUGGGUAGUAACUUCAGUAUCUCCGAGGUUUACGACCAGUCUUCAAGCUUCGCCAGUCAAGAAUACAUCACGUCGACCACACCACGGAUCAUAUGGAACACAUCUCUGCAACGAACGGUCAACAAGACUCGACCUGACGCUUUUCGCAGACACGCGAUGCUGCCUUCAAGCCAUGGUCCGGUGACGAACGACCAUGACGAGUCUGACGGGCGGGAGAUAGACCUGCAAUCCACCCAACCAAUUCAGCUGGACGGUGGCCGAAUGCAGCGCAUCUUGCAUGCUGAGGAUGAGUACUCAUGGCGUCCUCUUGUCGGGCUCGGUGGGAUCUGGCUUACUUUUGUUCUCGGAAAUCGCUUCAUCGGCAUUCCCCACUCAAGGCGAUGGGCAUGGCGCAUUAGAAUAACUAAAUUAUGCACGGGCGUCGGCGUUGUCAACUUUUGUGUCCAGGGAUCAUUGACCUUGGAGGCACAGCACAAACAGGACCCGUCUGCGAAGACCAUCCUUGAAGCGGGACGGCUUAUCCGUAUCCUUGGGGCCGUACGUGAGGACCACCCCAUGCGUAGGGCCUUUCUACGGCCGGGAUCUGUGCACGCAUUGCGUCCGUUUUUUGACCCAGGCAUGAUUAGAAAAGAGAUCUUAGACAGUCAAAAGACAAUUCCUUAUGAACACGUCGCCAUCUGA
Postia placenta MAD-698-R-SB12 is the source of this 1038-nucleotide messenger RNA. RefSeq lists its product as hypothetical. The record is from RefSeq and is a predicted model, not a curated record. The coding region runs from base 1 to 1038 and encodes 345 amino acids. Lineage: Eukaryota; Fungi; Basidiomycota; Agaricomycetes; Polyporales; Adustoporiaceae. The transcript is spliced from 7 exons.